Molecule: messenger RNA, 690 nt
Organism: Colletotrichum navitas
Lineage: Eukaryota; Fungi; Ascomycota; Sordariomycetes; Glomerellales; Glomerellaceae
Exons: 2
Coding region: 1-690 (229 amino acids)
Source: RefSeq, a predicted model, not a curated record
AUGUCGAGGCUGAGCGAAGACGAGGAGCCGUGGCCCCAGAACUGGGUUUCGACAGAAAGGUCAUUACGGUCGCUUCUGUCCAAGCAGGUCUGGAAAGACCUGCCUGAACGCCGAGAUUGUACUACUAUGACGCAGCCAAUCAACGGAAAUGGAGAGGAUGAGAACGAGAAAGGGGAAGAGGAAGAGGAAAAGGUGGAAGAAGAUGGUGAUGAUGGUUGUGGUGAUAGUGAUGAUAACGACGGGAACGAGGAUGAGAAGGAUGGCGAAAGGAUCAAGUUCCAUGAGAGACGAGGCGCAGAUCGGGGCAGGGAAACAGAGAUGGGAGCCGACUCCGAUACCGACCCCCAAGAGGCGCACCCAGCAACUGUGUGCACCGCGGGCUCGAAACACGGAGAUGAUAGGCGUGGCGGCACCAAGAACGCCAUCUCUAACCGCUCCGCCUGGCCUUUCCACUUGCCCUUCUCGCAGGCGGUGAACGCUGGCCACCAGAGUAGUACUCGCGAAGACGACACCCGUCAGGGAGACAAGCACGGCUAUGGUCAGCGGGGAUUGCCAAGGGGGCAUGAACUGGACUCUCAGAAAGUGGAGGAGGAGACGGGCGUUUUCAGCCUGGAGGAGAUUGGCGAAUGUCUGGAGCAUAUGAAGCGAGAGCGGCGCAAGAAGCAGAGGGAGCACGGGAUGGGGCAAUGA